Messenger RNA from Fonsecaea multimorphosa CBS 102226, 2466 nucleotides. RefSeq lists its product as uncharacterized. Gene Ontology annotation, molecular function: protein binding. The transcript has 2 exons. NCBI's taxonomy places the organism in Eukaryota, Fungi, Ascomycota, Eurotiomycetes, Chaetothyriales, Herpotrichiellaceae. The coding region runs from base 1 to 2466 and encodes 821 amino acids. The record is from RefSeq and is a predicted model, not a curated record.
AUGAGCUAUCAACAACCACCAAAUCACCGACCUCAGGGUGGAAUCAACAGUCCGAGAAUGCGGCCGGGAGGCCCUCCGCGAGGUCCUCCGCCGCCGAUGAACAGAAAUGGAGCUCGUCCUGGCUUUCAGGGUGGAAUGGAGGACUUCAACUCUCGGGCAAACCACAAUGCUCCAGGCAAUUAUCCGCCUCCAGAUCGUCGGGCAAACAAUUAUGUCCACGAUGAGGGCUACGCCUCAGACUUCAUUCCACAGUCAAGAGCGCAUAUCUCACCAAUAGAUCGUCCUCCUCAAGGAUAUGGGUCCAGACCUGCGCAUCAAGAGGAUUACCAUGCCGACUCGUACCGAGGGUUUCCUCCGAACGGCCACGCGGAGACCAGCCAAACGAGAAAUAGUAACAUACCAAAUUUUGAUGCUAUUCCGACCGGUGUGAAUGAGAAGACCGAGGACCAGAUGAUUGCAAAUCAACAGUCUGGGUUUGAUCCGAAGAUCUAUCAGAAACCGACUUAUCAAGUACCCGGGGCGUUUCCUGGUCAGAUUGACACCAAGCAGUCUAUGUCUCCUCCAAAUCAGACCACUUCUCCUCUCGCCGAAUUUUCAUUCGAUUUACCUAGCUCCUCUCAACCUGGGACAGCUGGUAGAAAAGACAGUUCUGCACAAGGUUCAUCCUACCGUGGAGUCUACAAUGGCCAGGAGACUUUUGGCGCUGGAGCAGCUUCAAGGGGUGCAUACGGGGACGUCCAGCUUCAGAAUGCGCCCGGCUCGCAGUAUCCGCCGCCCCGUGCUGCCAGUCGGAACGGGAUAAAGCCGUCUACGGAAACUGACGCCUCGAGACCUCCUUUGCCAAACGAUCGCCAACCCUAUCGAUCAUUUAGUCAGGAUCAGUAUCCUGCCCGGCCACAUACAAGCAAUGCGCAACGGCCCCAGCAACAAAGUUACGAGACGAUGAACCCAUAUGAUCAGGACUACGCAGCAAAUAACAGAGCUCCUUCAGCGCCCGCCGCACCUGCAGGGCCUGUAGCGUCAGAUCAAAGCUAUGGCUACCCAGGGCAGGGCCAACAGUAUCAACAGCCGUAUGGACAGGGCCCACCAGUGCGCAAGGCAUCUCAGGACAAUUACAACAUCGGCCCUGCCAGGCCCAACGUUUCGAGCUCCGCACAUCCCGUACCCGUCAGGCAUUAUCCAGCUCCAAAUGCAGAUUCCAACCCGGAUGCAUUACCUGCACACCCUACUCCAGUGAGAGCUGGACUCAAAGACAGCAACGGGUAUCCAUCGAGUCAAACUCCCCCAGCUCCCCCGAGCCAGCGGCGAAAAGUAUCCGAGACUUCGUCGCCCGUUACUACCCAAGAGCUGAAUAGCCUCCGCGAAAUGUACAGCAGGAAUCCAAGCGACCAUGCUCUCGGUUUGAAGCUGGCAAAGAAGAUGGUCGAGGCGGCUCGUGUGCUUUCAGAUGAGAAUGGGUCGGCAGACCAGAAGACCACACAAAAGAACCGUGAAAAGUACAUAUUUGAUGCACACAAACUGGUCAAGAAAUUGGUGGCAGCUAGCUACCCAGACGCAAUGUUCUAUCUAGCCGAUUGUCACGGGCAAGGAAUGUUGGGACUUGCUGUGGAUCCGAAAGAGGCCUUCUCUCUCUACCAGUCGGCUGCGAAGCUCAAUCAUCCUCAAAGUGCAUAUCGAGUAGCGGUGUGCUGUGAGUUGGGGACCGAGGAAGGUGGCGGAACUCGACGUGACCCCCUGAAGGCGAUGCAAUGGUACAAACGAGCAGCAACAUUGGGAGACACCCCAGCCAUGUACAAGAUGGGGAUGAUAUUGUUGAAAGGAUUGCUUGGCCAACAGAAGAAUCCGCGUGAGGCAGUGUCGUGGCUGAAGAGGGCUGCUGAACGUGCGGACAAAGACAAUCCACACGCGUUGCAUGAACUGGGUCUCCUUUACGAAUCUGCCUCGUCCACGGACCAUAUCGUGCGCGACGAGAAAUACGCUCUUCAACUGUUCCAGCAAGCUGCAGAACUGGGAUACAAAUACUCACAGUUCCGACUUGGAUCGUCGUACGAGUACGGGCUGCUCGGCUGCCCGAUCGAUGCUCGUCAAAGUAUCGCAUGGUACACUCGAGCGGCUGCCCAGGGAGAGCACCAGUCCGAAUUGGCGCUGAGUGGUUGGUACCUGACGGGGUCUGAACCGUUGCUUACGCAGAGCGACACGGAGGCAUUCCUGUGGGCACGGAAAGCCGCCAGUUCGGGUUUGGCGAAAGCAGAGUACGCGAUGGGAUAUUUCAACGAGGUCGGCAUCGGCACGCCGGUGGACAUUGAAGAGGCCAAACGUUGGUAUUACAGGGCAGCUGCACAAAAUUUCACAAAGGCCCGAGAAAGGCUCGAGGAGCUGAAGAGAGGAGGUCCCAAGCAGCAAAAGACGCGCAUGUCGCGGUCGAAUGUGAAUAAACAGACGGAUGGGGAGUGUGUGGUCAUGUAG